CUACUCUGGCGGCGUAGUGUUGUGAUGUUGGCAACGACCCUGUCAGGAAGUAAAUUAUUAAUGUUGUUGCUUGUGUGUGGUUGACGGGUUGUUGUAUGACUGUAUGUUCUGUCCGUUGAGUAAAUUAAUUAUCAUCGUAAAGCGAACAUUUCAUAACAAAAUAUUUCCAUUAAUGUAAACGUCACAUAAUUCCCAGAAUGAAACCGCCGUUGCCGAAGCCUGAAUUUUUCUGAAGAUAAUGUAUUAUUGAGAUAAACGAGGAACUAGUAGUUUUUUGUGAUACUUUCCCUUUCUGGGUUCAUUUCGUAAAUUCAAUGGGUCACAGCUCAGAAUCGGGCGAAACAUCCGCCACAGAGACAGGAGACAAUGUGGAUUACACUGAUGCUAAAAGGUAUGAUACCAGUGCAUUUGUGAAGGUAGUAGUGUCAGACUCUGAAGAUGACUCAAGUCCUACAAAAAAACAGCACACUUGCCACUAUCCUGGGUGCAACAAAGAGUUCAGUAGGCCAUGGCGCCUGGCUGCCCACCUGUCUACGCAUACUGGGGAGCUUCCAUACAAAUGCAGUUUUGAUGGUUGUGACAAAGCAUACACUACUAACAGCCAUCUCAGGAGGCACAUAGCGAACACCCAUCAGCGCAAAGAACUAGAAAUUUUGUUCAGAUGCCCAUUCCCAGGAUGCGAGGCUAAGAUGAAAAGCCAAUGGAACAUAAACAAGCAUUUCAAGUCAAAACAUGAACCAAAAGCUUUUAAAUGCACUGUUUGUGUGGAGAGUUUCCGGAAGCACAGUCAGCUUAAAGCACAUAUGUAUGAGCACACUGGUGUGCCACCUAUUCAAUGCACGAUAUGUAAUGCAGGAUUUCUGAAAAUUGGGGAUCUCAACAGGCACAUGCGAUGUCAUAAACAACACACAUGUUCCAAUGGUGAAUGUAGGCAGGUUUUUGAAACAUGGACACAGCUUCGAAAACAUGUGGCACUUGAGCACCCAAAAGAAUACGUCUGUGAUCAUUGUGGAAGAGUAUUCUACAAUAAGACACGCCUCCGUUCACAUGUGAUGGUACAUCAAGAUCCAAGUGAACGUGAAGUGAUCUAUUGCCCUUACAACAAUUGUGGCAGGUACUAUUUUGAAAAGAAGAACCUGGACCACCAUAUCCACGCAUGUCAUGAUAAGAAGAAUUAUCCGUGCUUGCAUCCUGGCUGUGGAAGACAACUAAGUAGUCAGACUACUCUGCGGGCUCACCUUAAGCUGCACAAUCCAAAAGGACCAAUGCCAACCAAACGGAAAAGGCCACGAAAGAAACGUUGUGAUGUAGGUCGCCAUAAGAGAUCGAUGGCUGUGAAGCUCUCUGGUCUUCGCUUAGAAUUUUCUGAGGAAAGGGACCUGGUGGAGGGAAGACUAUUAACAUGCGAGCUUAAUGCUCCAGCUACCUCCGAUAACAUUCCUACCUGCAAUAGUUAAAGAUUUAUUUUCUACCUGUAGAGGUCUGAUUAACAUUAGUAAUAAUGAUUCUUGGAACUGUAUUGUCAUUCAAGUAGUGUAAAGCACCCGUAUUUACAAAUGUUUGUAACAUCGUGAAAUAAGGAAGUAAAGUAAUGGUACCUUA
Molecule: messenger RNA, 1602 nt
Organism: Schistocerca serialis cubense
Lineage: Eukaryota; Metazoa; Arthropoda; Insecta; Orthoptera; Acrididae
Product: transcription factor IIIA-like
Exons: 8
Coding region: 315-1457 (380 amino acids)
Biological process (GO): regulation of transcription by RNA polymerase II
Cellular component (GO): nucleus
Molecular function (GO): RNA polymerase II cis-regulatory region sequence-specific DNA binding; DNA-binding transcription activator activity, RNA polymerase II-specific
Source: RefSeq, a predicted model, not a curated record